This is a messenger RNA of Athalia rosae (coleseed sawfly), 3259 nucleotides long. Its product is annotated as LIM and SH3 domain protein Lasp. The record is from RefSeq and is a predicted model, not a curated record. Gene Ontology annotation, molecular function: actin filament binding. The transcript has 6 exons. Gene Ontology annotation, cellular component: focal adhesion. NCBI's taxonomy places the organism in Eukaryota, Metazoa, Arthropoda, Insecta, Hymenoptera, Athaliidae. The coding region runs from base 565 to 1527 and encodes 320 amino acids.
GGAAAAAUGAAGUGGAUCUAUACAAACUCUUCAUUCUAUCAGAGAUUAAUAACCCGCGGUCCGUAGUUGUCCUCCAUUUCUGUCAUUCCGUUAACGCGUUUUAAGUUGAAGAGAGUUUUUUUUGUUAUUGUGCCCCAAAGCAAAGGGUGUAGCAGCAGGAGUUUCGAGGGAUAACUAAAAGUUUACUUGUGAUCAGAAGGAAGAAAAGAAGAAAAAGCAGCACAUCUUCAAGGUUGUGUGGAUGUGACAGCAGACUUUAACGACCUGUGUGCCGUGUACCAAAAUCCCAUCGCCCUGCGUUAUCAUCGUAUCUAGAAAAAAAAAUUUUUACAUCUAACACAUCUUGAUUAGAGUCUCAGAAUUUUUGGGAAAAUUUUUCUCACACUAUAACCACUACUUUGCUCACCUGCUUGCUCUUUCUGUUAUUAGAGUCAACAAAAUACCUGCCUAGCAAAUUCCCUCCUUAACAAAAAAAGAGCUAAAUGUACAGUUUGUUGUUAACUAAUAAUUAGUGUGAGAGUAAACUUAGCGGUAGAUAAGAGAAAAUAACAAAGAGACGCUAAAAUGAGCAAAACUUGUGCUCGUUGUGAGAAAACAGUCUAUCCCAUCGAGGAGCUGAAGUGCUUGGAUAAGACGUGGCACAAACAGUGCUUUAAAUGUCAGGGAUGUGGUAUGACAUUGAAUAUGAGAACUUACAAGGGGUUCAACAAGCAGCCGUAUUGCGAGGCUCACAUACCAAAAGCAAAGGCAACGACAAUGGCUGAGACACCGGAACUGAAACGUAUAGCUGAGAAUACGAAGAUUCAAAGCAACGUUAAAUAUCACGCAGAAUUUGAAAAGGCCAAGGGGAAGUUUACCCAGGUUGCAGAUGACCCAGAAACUCUCAGGAUCAAACAGAACAGCAAAAUUAUAUCAAACGUUGUUUACCACGGUGAAUUACAGAAGAAAGCGAUCAUGGAACAGAAAAGAAAGACCACUGGUGAAAACGGAGAACAAAUAGAGUACGUAACAGAGUACGAUGAGGUUCCACCAGCACCUGUAGCCUUAAAUGCGAAUCCUGUGCAUCCACCGUCCUCGAGUUCUCCAGUGCAUAGAGCACCGGGAAGGAUCGCUGAUUACGAUCCGUUAAACGAAGCCACCCCGAGUCCCUACUCGGCUAGGCAAGCUGCUACAACGGUUAUAUACACAAGUGAUAAGGGCGCAGUUACGAAUCCUCCGACUCGUAAAAUUGGUUCAGUCGCGGACAUAGAUCCCGUCAAUGAAUAUUAUGGAUCUCUGACACCUGGUUCAAACAACAACCAUGUCCCCCAAAAUCAACCGCCUCCAUCGGGAACUGCUAACAGCGGGCGUGUCUAUAGAGCCAUGUAUGAUUACGAAGCGCAAGAUUCCGACGAGGUGAGCUUUUGCGACGGAGAUUUAAUAAUAAAUUGCACGGCAAUCGACGAAGGUUGGAUGACUGGAUUAGUUCAACGUACGGGUCGUCAUGGUAUGCUGCCUGCGAAUUAUGUUGAACCUGCACAAAUAUAAUAAAUAUAUUGAUAUAAAAUAAUAAUUAAAAUACUAUACCCCGUAAUAUACCUUCAUGAAUAUCUACGCGUAUAUAUAUGCAUAACCCCAUUGAUUCAAAGCCUUGAAAUUGAGGAAGAAAAUUAAUGAUAAGCAAAAAAAAAUAUUCUUAUCCAACGGUAAGAUUCUCGGAAAUACCAGAUCGCUAUUUUUUCCCUCGUUUCCGAUCAUAGUUCUUCCAUCUCACAGGCAUAUCUUAUCUAACAGCUAAAUUAAUCACUUGAUUAAUUAACAAUUAAACAAAUCUUGGGACCAAAUCGAGCUUUUACUAUAAACUUGAAUAAGAUAUAUAUUUAAGAUUCCUAUAAAGAUUUGUGUAACGCGGGUGAAGGCAUGAAGUUGAACGAAGGAGUGAAAAAAGGACUUUCUAGAAACAGCCACUUAUAUAAAUCUGACGAUCUUGCCCAAUUACUUUUCAUGUAAGAAAAAAUAUUACAUAUCAUUCCAUAACCAUGCUUGUAAUUUUUGAUUCGGGUUUCGUAUACGCCUGUACAUACUAGGAAUCAAGCGUAUUUACAUACCUGGUAUGAAUAGGCGUAUAUGAAACCUGAAUCAAGCACGAAGCUCACCUAUAAAAGAUACCCGAAUCAUUUUUUUGAAACAAUCAAAAAAAACAAAAUCAUCGAUCAUCGCAUGUCUACAAAACCUUUAAAUCAGGGGUGCCUAAUCCGUACUUAAUAUAAUUUCAAGAAUCAUUCAAUUAUAUAGAUAAUCUUUCCAUUUUUCUUAGUCUACUUUCCUCAUUUCUAAAUUUAUGAGAUCAGCGCGAAGAUCGAAUCUUCGACGGACUAGGACAGUUUCUACCCCCUUCUUUUCCUUCCCCUGUCGAUGAUACGCAUGCAGUAAUAUUCGAAGGGUUCAUAAUACUAUCAAUAUGCGAAGGAUUAGUAUAAUAAUAGCGUUUUUAAAUUACAUCCGAAGGACCUGAUGACCGACGAGGGUUGGUCCUCCAUAUGCAUACGUGUAUCUGAAAAUGAAUACAUGUAUGCAUGUACCUAUAUAUUUAUGAUGAAUAAUGAAUAUGUGUUUAUAUAGUACAUAUGUAUAUCAUUAUUAUGAAUUUUGUUUGUUAACUUUUAUAAUUGAAAAACUUACGGAGAUUUUACCUAUUGUCUCAUAUACCUACGUAUUCUAGCGAUUGUUGGACAUUACAUUACGCGUAUAGGUCCGCGUAAUUUUAAUUAUAUCCGUCGAGAAUCGCACGACGGAAUGGCCUAGAGCGAUUUAUGAGCAGUGAUGUUAAGUGUUGAAUGGUUACUUGGGUAUACCGUGAAGCUAGGAGACUAUUAUUAUUAUUAUUAUUAUUAUUAUUAUUAUUAUUAUUGCAUCUUGUCUGUCAAGAAGUUAUCAUAUAUAAAUAUACGCAUAUAUGUUAUGACUCUUUUUUUCUAAUAAACUACUAUUGAAUAAUUGUAAUUAUAUAUUGUAUCGAUGAUGAUUUCGAUGUGAACAUUUAAUUAAGAUAGUAGUUUCAUCAUUGUCAAAGAUACUUAUAAUUGAUGGAUCAUACAUAAAAAUUGAACGAAAAUAGAAAAAAUGGAAGAAAAUAAAAAUACAUGAAUAAUAUUGAAAUAAUAAUUACCUAAUAAAACAACUACAUAUAUUACGAUAGUAUAAUAUGUUGUGUUUCUCAGAAGAAUAAUAUUAUAUUUUAAUCAUAAAUAUAUGAAAAAUAUAAAAUAAUUAAAAAGUU